AACUCACUUAGCGUGAAAGAGGAGAGGGAGGGAUAAACUCAGAAAGACGAAGGGGCGGAGGGACGGAGGAGAAUCCAUGGAGCACGAGGACUUCGACAUGAUUGGCUCGGACCUCAACGAUACGGUGGAGUUGGACGACAUGACGAAACGGUUGAAAGAGAUGGAAAGUGAAGCUGCUGCCCUACGUGAGAUGCAGGCCAAGGUCGAGAAGGAGAUGAGUUCUCUACAAGAUCCAGCAAGUUCUGCUGCAAGUCAAGCAAACAGGGAGGAAGUGGAUGCACGGUCAGUGUUUGUUGGCAAUGUUGACUACUCAUGUACCCCAGAAGAAGUACAGCAACAUUUCCAGACAUGUGGAACUGUAAACAGAAUUACUAUUCGCACAGAUAAGUUUGGGCAGCCGAAGGGUUACGCGUAUGUUGAAUUCCUUGAGCCCGAAGCUGUUCAAGAGGCUCUUCUUCUGAAUGAAUCAGAACUACAUGGUCGACAGCUGAAGGUAACUGCCAAGAGGACAAACAUACCUGGGAUGAAGCAGUAUCGUCCACGCCGACCCAACUCAUUUAUGGGUGCUCAAUCCAGGAGCCCAUAUGUUGCUGCUCCUUAUUUCUUCGCACCAUACGGAUAUGGGAAAGUUCCGAGGUUCAGAAUGCCAACGCGUUACGGCCCCUACUAUUGAAUGCUAAUUUUGUUUAAGACAUUGUUGAAUUAGAGAUAUCACACUUAAAUGUCUGCAUGCCCUUUUCUUUAUUUAUUAUGAUGGAAAUUGAUGUUUGGAUAAAAUCGAAAUGGAGUGUGAGCUAGCACGAUGCAGGUUCAAUCACUAGAACAAAGCUCUACCAUGCGCAGCCAUUACUAUGUAAAGAAAAAGGCUUCUCUGGACUUGCUGCAGGUAAGCUUUUAAGAUUUAAAUAUUCACCUUGGAAUUGUGCAUCGAGUUUGAAGAUAACGAUGCAACACAAUGCAUACUAAACAGUUUAUAUAUUUGGUGCUUGCUACUAUUUUUAUUUAA
Molecule: messenger RNA, 1006 nt
Organism: Cucurbita pepo subsp. pepo (vegetable marrow)
Lineage: Eukaryota; Viridiplantae; Streptophyta; Magnoliopsida; Cucurbitales; Cucurbitaceae
Product: polyadenylate-binding protein 2
Molecular function (GO): poly(A) binding
Source: RefSeq, a predicted model, not a curated record